GAUACAUUGGGGAACCACGUGUUUGGUACAACAGCUGUAGGCCAGGUCUAUUUGCCACUGAUUUUAUAGCCUUAUAUUUUAGGCCAGCUCGAUACCAAGUGUGGUGAUGAUAGGAGGCAUGGCUUAACUGUUAGGCCACUUUUAUGGCCCUCCACAUUAUAUAAUGUUCGUCAUAGGAAAGUUAGGAUCAACGCUAGCCAGGCGCUAAAAAAUGGGAAUCUUAGAAGACAAGCUGCUUGAGGCUGCCUGCAUGGGGGAUAUUCGUGGCAUUGAAGUACUUCUCAGCAAGGGGGCGAAGGUUAACGCCAAGCACUCCAUCAAUGGCUGGUCUCCACUUCAUUGGGCAGUACAUCGAGGCCAUGAAGAUAUUGUGACACUGCUUUUGACUCAUGGUGCAGACAAAGAUGCUGUGAAUGUCAAAGGGGAACGGGCAUUGGAUCUAGCACACACAGAACAGAUGGCUAUAAUCUUAGGUGGAAAGCAAGAGGAUGUGAGGCCUCAGCCAUCCCUUCCCAUCACUCCACACUUUCUCAUCAAUCCACCUCUUGCCCCAUCAGUUGAUCUUAAGAUUGUACCAGAGAAUUACACCAAACUCGGUUCAGAAGAACUUCCUAGAACUGGAGAUCUGUUGCUUCGGAUCAAACCAAGAAAUGGUGUUGACUUCUUUGAAGUUGAGAUCCCAAGGAAUGAUCUUACGUACAAGAGACUUUUAGCCAUGUGCGAAGAAGAGUUGAACAUGGAAGUGAAAAUGUUGCGCAGGCUGCCCAACACCGUCAUCCGUAGUGACAAGGAUGUCCAGAGGUUACAGGAAAAUCAAGAGAUUGAAGUGGAAGGAAUUCCCAAACAAUGAUUCAUGUCACUUGCAAAUAAUGUAUUAAGAGUUUCAUUAUCAACCCAAGUGAUUUAAGAAGGAAAAAUUAUCAUUCCAUGGAGGGUGCAAACUGAAAAAAUUACUCCAUUAGGUUAAUGCUGUGCAGAGUCAAAACAAAUCAAGAGAGUUUAUGGAUUUCCAUGCAGUCUUUCAUUUCCAAACUAUAGUGUCAUGAAGGUUGGAGAGCAAAGGACAAAAAUCGCACUAAGAAGUUGGAAAUCUCCCAUUGUGAAUGAGGAGUUAAUGGUCUGAACAAAUCUUUUUGGAAAAAAAUGAAAGCUGAAUUUUCAUCAUGUCAGUACAAGAUAACUCCAAUUGAUCUCUUACACAUCUACACAAUGAGAUAUCUAUUUACUCAGCAAAAAGAUACAAGCCAUCAGACAAUUCAUUUGUGCAUUCCUUGAUUGUCACACAUGCCUUUCAUUCUUUGACAUUACUGUAUCAUGGGUC
Messenger RNA from Darwinula stevensoni, 1321 nucleotides. The record is from the annotation of a GenBank genome assembly. NCBI's taxonomy places the organism in Eukaryota, Metazoa, Arthropoda, Ostracoda, Podocopida, Darwinulidae.